GGACCGGACCGACCGAGCUGCGCAGCCCCGGUUCGCUGCGGGGAGUUGGGCCGGGCGGCCUUAGAGCUGGGCGGCCUUACAGCUAUACGGCCUUACAGCUAUACGGCCUCCAUCGGCCCGCCCGGCCCGGAGGAUGCUGUGAUUCGAUCCGUGCGGCUCCAGGAGGGGCGGUGCCGCUCACAGCCGGGCCCGGCCGCGCCUCGCGGGGCGGAGGGAGGACGGGAGGAGGACGGAGGGGCGGAUCCAGGAGCUGCCGAGGAUGGCGGCGGCUGCGUCUCCGGCCCGGGAGCUGACGCAGAACCCGCUGCAGAAGACGUGGGAGCCGUACGACAACGGGCUGCCGGCCGGGCACAGCGCGCAGCGCGGCGUAUGUAUGACCAACUGCCCUACGCUCAUUGUCAUGGUGGGUCUGCCAGCAAGAGGAAAAACCUACAUCUCAAAGAAGCUGACGCGCUAUUUGAAUUGGAUUGGAGUGCCGACAAAAGAAUUCAAUGUUGGCCAAUACCGUCGAGACCUGGUGAAGAAGUAUAAAUCUUUUGAAUUCUUCCUGCCUGACAAUGAAGAAGGGUUGAAAAUCAGGAAGCAGUGUGCCUUAGCGGCGCUGAACGAUGUCCGGCAGUACCUCAGCGAAGAGAACGGGCACGUGGCUGUUUUUGAUGCUACAAACACAACUCGGGAACGCAGAGAAACCAUUUACAAAUUUGGUGAAGAAAAUGGCUACAAGACGUUUUUUGUUGAGUCAGUGUGCGUCGAUCCAGAGGUCAUUGCUGCAAACAUUGUGCAAGUGAAGCUGGGUAGUCCUGACUAUGUUGAUUGUAGUAAUGAUGAAGCAACAGAAGACUUCAUGAAAAGAAUUGAGUGCUACAAGAACUCCUAUGAGACUCUGGAUGAAAAUCUUGACAAGGAUCUUUCUUACAUUAAAAUAAUGGAUGUUGGAAGGAGUUACCUUGUGAACAGAGUAAUGGAUCACAUCCAGAGCCGAAUUGUCUACUACCUCAUGAAUAUCCAUGUGACUCCUCGGUCAAUCUACCUCUGUCGACAUGGAGAAAGUGAACUCAAUCUGAAAGGGAGAAUAGGAGGCGACCCUGGACUGUCUGUCAGGGGGAAAGAAUUUGCCAAGAGCUUGGCACAGUUUAUUAAUGAGCAAAACAUCAAGGAUCUGAAGGUUUGGACCAGUCAGAUGAAAAGGACAAUUCAGACGGCUGAAGCUCUGGGAGUGCCUUAUGAGCAGUGGAAGGUUUUGAAUGAGAUAGAUGCGGGAGUGUGUGAAGAAAUGACGUAUGAAGAAAUACAGGAAAAUUAUCCUCUUGAGUUUGCACUGAGAGACCAAGACAAAUACAGAUACAGAUACCCUAAAGGAGAGUCCUACGAAGACCUUGUUCAGAGGCUGGAGCCGGUAAUUAUGGAACUUGAAAGGCAGGAAAACGUGCUUGUCAUUUGUCACCAAGCUGUCAUGCGCUGUUUGCUCGCAUAUUUCCUUGACAAGCCUGCAGAACAACUGCCUUACCUGAAGUGCCCGCUGCACACUGUCUUAAAGCUGACCCCAGUGGCUUAUGGAUGUAAAGUAGAAUCUAUAUUUCUGAACGUUGAAGCUGUAAACACGCACAGAGAUAAACCUGAGAAUGUAGGAGUGGACCGGUCGAGGGAAGAAGCCUUGAGGACGGUCCCCAACCACCUAUAGCUGCAGCGCCGCAGGCAGCAGCCCUUCCUCCAGCACCUGAGCACGGAGCAGCAGCUCAGAACAGUGAAGGCAUCGCUGGGCGCCAGGCAGAGCGCAGCUCCCCUCCACCUUCGGACGUUUGGAAUGUGAUGCAGCUGCUUUGGAGAGCGGCUGUGGCUGUGCUGAGCUCCUGGUGCCGAAAGGCAGCGGUGACAAGAGACCCAUGGCAACGGAGUCCAGUUGGUUUUAGACUAAUGUAUGUAAAGUUGUGCUGUUUCAGUGGCUUUUAGUGUUCAUCAGCAAGAUGCUGAAUUGCCCGUGUCGAUUUUACUGUCAGAUUUUAACUAGACUUUACUUUCGUUUAAGUGUUUUUCUAAGAAUUUCUCUUAUUUCUACUGUGAAUGAUUGCCUGGAGUUACAGGGAUGUUUAUUUAACACAGCUGGAAUCCUGCAUUGAGAGCAGUGGAGGCUUCCUGAUGCAAAACUGCUGUUCUGACCGUGGGCUGGGAAGGGCUCUGCAUGCAGAGGCUGGAGGAGCUGCUUUUCUUUUUAGCACUGUGAUUUUGAGGCAAUUUGGGGCUGAAUCUCAAUAUGUAUUUUUCUCUUUACAACCACAUCUAACAGCUACAUCAGGAAACAGUACAGAAAGGGUGGGUGGUGUUCCACCUUUCUUAUAGCUCAUGCAAGAAAACAUCAGGUAAAUUGUGAAUCCUUCGCCAUGUGGCAUGCCGGCCUCUUUGUCUUUCACUUACUGUUUUUAAGCAGCCUCCCAGUGCCCCAGUUCUUUGUUGCUGUUCUGUAGUUCUCUGUGAACCUCCAGUGCUACAAAUGGCUUCUCUGUGCCCGCUGCCCUCCUGAGCACUGACCUGCUGUGCAUUUGGUGUGAUACCUGCAGCCAAGUGAGCAGCCAGCGCUGUGCAGGCUUUGUGCUGGACAGGGGUUGGUUUGGGGGGUUGGUUGUUUUUUUAUUCUCCAGGCCUUCCCUUGUAGUGACCAAACCUCCACCACCUUCAUUGUUGGUUUAAAAACCAGAACCCAACUUUGUUCAGUUCCUGUGUGAAGUUCCGGCUCCUCAUAAGGCUGUUUGUGAGCUGGGGCUGCGCUGUCUUCUCUUGGUGCAGGGUUUGUCAGUAAAGGUGCUGCUGUCAUGGUGUUUUCAUAAGGAGCUGCUCUGCUCAGGAUGUAAGAGCCAUAGCACAGCGCCGGGCUGCACUGCAGGGGAGGGCACUGAGUGACCAGGACUGCCUGCUGUGAGCACUGCUGGCUCCAGCUGUGUGUGUGUGGCCCAUUAGCUCAGCACUGUUCUUCAUCCAGCUGUGUUGGUAGCUAUGGUGUGAGGAGGGCCCGCACGAUGCUGCUCGGCGUACUGAACUUACUGAUGCAUGGUAACCAGGGCCACCUUUGUGCCCAACACAUAGAAACGCUUCCCCCCCUCCCCCCCCCCCAUUUUGUGUUCCUUGGGAAGGCAGCGCUGUGCUCCUCCAGACCCGCUGUGACCAGGAGCCGUUCCCAGCUCUUCCCAGGUUAGAGGGGCUGGGGAAAAAGGGGGGCAAUCCUGCUCCAAGGAACGGGGUGGGAGGAGAGGUUCCCCUGGCAGGAGAUGAGCUGGAGGCUGCUCUGUCCUCCCCUUCUCUGACCUCUUCACCAUAUCAGAGGUGCUGUAUAAUUCCUUCAGGCUAAAUGUGUUAUGUAUGGUAGGUAUUUUUAUUGCCUGCUUUUGACUAUACUGUGAGUGUUUUACUAGGUGGGUGUGCUGUUAAGAAAAGAAAAAAAAGAGAGAAGGUUGUAUAGAAGUGUAAAUAAACUGUUAUGCUGAUACUUGAAGAGUAAAAAAAUGAUGAAGUUGGCUGUGGGACUUUGGUAUUAAAGCAGCAGCAGCAUCCACCCCUCCCUGGCUGCUGGGCCUCACUGCCAGCUGUGUGACUUCCAGCUGGGAGGCACUGCUGGGCACUGCAGAGCAUCGGCACCACCCCAGCAGCUGCCCUUGUGCUGCCCUCCUUCCUCAUGCAGCCCCAUGGAAGCAGCACGGGGAGGUAGAAGCCCUGCUCCAGCCUUGUGUGUUUGUGUGUUCCACCACCUUCUGACUGCUGACACACUCACUAGCUCGCGAUGCAAGUCCUUCCUGAAAUGAGAUUAACUGCCUUUUCUUACGUUGUCGGCCUUCACUGUUGUAGCCUUUCAGACCAAUGUAAUUGUUUGACAUUUGAUCCAAGCAAUAAAGAUCAAAUGCUACACCCUG
Molecule: messenger RNA, 3899 nt
Organism: Coturnix japonica (Japanese quail)
Lineage: Eukaryota; Metazoa; Chordata; Aves; Galliformes; Phasianidae
Product: 6-phosphofructo-2-kinase/fructose-2,6-bisphosphatase 4
Biological process (GO): fructose metabolic process; fructose 2,6-bisphosphate metabolic process
Cellular component (GO): cytosol
Molecular function (GO): 6-phosphofructo-2-kinase activity; ATP binding; fructose-2,6-bisphosphate 2-phosphatase activity
Source: RefSeq, a predicted model, not a curated record